Molecule: messenger RNA, 1869 nt
Organism: Penicillium mononematosum
Lineage: Eukaryota; Fungi; Ascomycota; Eurotiomycetes; Eurotiales; Aspergillaceae
Product: DEAD/DEAH box helicase
Exons: 3
Coding region: 1-1869 (622 amino acids)
Molecular function (GO): ATP binding; hydrolase activity; DNA binding
Source: RefSeq, a predicted model, not a curated record
AUGGAGUUCAUACGCUGUGUCUCGCGGUUGAGACUCCCAAGGAGAUACUUGGUAAAGAAUCCUCUGUUGCAAAAACCUUUGCGCCAUGUGCGCUUCAACUCAACCAAGUCCCCAGUUCCUCCGAGCAUUGUGCUCCGCGACUACCAAGAGGAAAGCAUUCAGUCCGUCCUGAAAUAUCUGGGUGAAGGCCAUCGACGCCUAGGAAUUUCACUUGCAACAGGAGCUGGCAAGACAGUCAUAUUCACACAGCUUAUCAGCCGAAUCCCUCCUCGCGAUGCGAAAGCCACCAAGACCAUGAUCAUCGUCCAUCGGCGCGAACUCGUCGAACAAGCCGCGAAACACUGCAGCCUGGCCUAUCCAGACAAGACCGUCGAAAUAGAGAUGGGCAAGAAUGUUGCAACGGGAGCAGGGGACAUCAUCAUCGCGUCAGUCCAGACACUAGCGCGGGGGCGCAUGUACAAGUUCGACCCGAGUGCAUUCAAGCUCGUAUUGGUGGAUGAGGCGCAUCAUAUAGUUGCUAAAUCAUACCGUGAAGCUCUGGGACAUUUCGGGUUGAACGAGCCAUCUGCCAACGGACCGGUCUUGGUGGGUGUUUCGGCUACUUUUUCACGGUUCGAUGGUCUCAAACUGGGCGCUGCCAUUGAUCAUAUUGUCUACCACAAAGACUACGUUGAUAUGAUUGGCGAAAACUGGUUGGCCAAUGCCGUCUUUACGACUGUCAAGUCGGGGGCCAAUUUGUCCAAAGUCAAGAAAGAUAGUUUCGGAGACUUUGCUCUGGGAUCGCUUUCGGAGGCGGUUAAUACUACGUCUACGAACAACAUCACAGUCCGGGCAUGGAUGGCAAGUGCUGAGAACCGAAAGUCGACUCUUGUAUUCUGUGUCGAUAUCGAGCACGCGCGGCGGCUUACCGCCGCUUUUCGCGACCAUGGCGUCGAUGCUAGGUAUAUCACGGCUAGCACACCUAAAGGCGUCCGCGCUGAACAGCUACGAGCUUUUAAAGACCAAGAAUUUCCCGUGUUGCUAAACUGUGGUCUUUUCACAGAAGGCACGGACAUCCCAAAUAUCGACUGCGUGCUCCUAGCUCGACCGACCAGAUCACGAAACCUGCUCAUUCAAAUGAUCGGGCGUGGUCUUCGACUUUUUCCCGGGAAAAAGGACUGCCAUGUUAUCGAUAUGGUAGCUUCGCUAGAGACCGGAGUCCUAUCAACACCGACAUUGUUCGGCUUGGACCCAGACGAGGUUUUGGACAACACCAGCGUGGAAGAUAUGAAGAAGAAUGAUGAUCAGGGAAGCCAAUCGGAAGCCACACCUGAGGCCGAUGAACAAUACGAUGGCUCAGACAACGACCUGAAACUCCAAUUCACAACCUACGACAGUAUAUACGAUCUCCUCAGGAGACAUGCAGUCCGAGCGACACAUCAGAUCGUUCAGCCCGCACAACUGGACGAUAUCUUCACAGCUCAUCAUGUCAUGAAAUUCAAUAACCCAACAACAGAGGCACCGCAAUUCACACGUCCUCGCAAGAUCGCCACUGGCUCGGAUCUGGAGAGCAUUGUCCGUGCAGCGGAUACCUUUGCCAGUACGAAGUUUGAAGAACAUUACAUCGCAUCUUGGAAACCUUGGCGACGGGCCCAGGCAACACCGGGACAAAUCAAAAUGCUGAACGGAGCUCGCAUUCGAGAUGGCAAUAUAAAGCCCGAGGACUUGACUCGCGGUCAAGCGGCUGAUAUGAUUACGAAGCUGAAGCAUGGAGGCAAGAAGCGCUUCAAGGACCUGGAGGUUCAGAAGCGGAAGAAGCUGCGGCAAGUGGAUAACAUGGCUGAGCUUCAAAGAAGGGUUGAUGUCAAGGUCGGGCCAGUCGAGGCUUGA